Molecule: messenger RNA, 1206 nt
Organism: Brettanomyces bruxellensis
Lineage: Eukaryota; Fungi; Ascomycota; Pichiomycetes; Pichiales; Pichiaceae
Exons: 1
Coding region: 1-1206 (401 amino acids)
Source: RefSeq, a predicted model, not a curated record
AUGGAUGCUUCCAGCGAUUAUAAUGGUUCAGCUCCGAUUGCUCGUUCACGUUCCAGCUCUGUCUCUAGUUCCGAGGAGGUUUUUCAAGAUGCCAUUGACCCAUCAACGGUAUCUCAGAAAAAGGACACUUUGAGUUCGCAAACUACAUUAGAACCCACAGGAAUUUUACAUAAUUUCAAAGAGAUAGAUCACCAAUCUCUACAUGGAACGCAAGAAGAGACUAAGUACGAAAAUGAUAGUGAACGCGAUUCUGAAACGCAAAUUGAAGGAAAACGGAUCAGGAUAUCAAAUCUGGUGCGAAAUAAGUAUGCGAAUUUCAUUAAGACUAUGGAAUUUCUAAAUGAUGAGUUUCGUGACGAUCUAGCGGUCCAUCUUUAUGCUGUUUACGUUCUUCAUACACAAAACCCAUUCUACCCUGAUUACCGUUUUUGUGGCUGGCCACUACCACCGGAUAUAGUUCCAGCUCCACAGGGCGAUCAUAUAGGUUAUCCACCAAAAUCAAGAUAUACAAAAUUUGCAUCACUUAAAAACAAAUCGGGUAUGAAACCGCCAUUUCCUCAUAUGCUGGAAAAGUUUAGAUACCAUGUUGAUCCCCGCAGGGCACUCAAUCAGGUAAUAGAUACUAUCUACGAACGGAAGAUUAUCCGUAAAAUUCGCAAUUAUAAUAUGAAGUUGGGUAAGUCGGGAGGACAGAAGUUGGUAGCUAGACCAACGUUGGAAUAUCCCAUCAAGUUACCAAGCAGCUUGAAAGCGCAUCUAACCGACAAGCUUAAUAAUAUUGUAGAUAAACUUUUAAUAAGACAGAAGAUACGUGCGAAAGCAGUUAAUGACACAGGAAUGUUCGGACCGGAGUUGAAUCCAAAUCUCGAUUGGCAUGAUGUUUCAGUAAAUUUGGAGAAAAUGAGUGAACGUGAUCAUUUAAGAAAACUGUUUUCAGUUUACAUGGAUAGAGAUUUUUACAGAUCGAAAAACAUUUCCAGGCAUAAGUUUAGACACUUAAAGAUGUUUGGUGAAUCGUUGUCAUUGCUGCAUAAUGUAGAGGAAACUCUAGAAGUGAUCCGCUCUGAAGUUAAAGGGAAAAAGCGGAAGCUUGAUGCAUUUGAUGAGUAUAUUGAGGAGGUGGUAGAUAAAGACAUUCCUAUAUGGACAAAACGUGACAAGAUGAAAGAGGAGAAUCGGAAAAAUAAAGAUGCAAAGCAGGUAUGA